Messenger RNA from Polypterus senegalus (gray bichir), 1897 nucleotides. RefSeq names its product CWC25 spliceosome associated protein homolog (gene cwc25). Lineage: Eukaryota; Metazoa; Chordata; Cladistia; Polypteriformes; Polypteridae. The record is from RefSeq and is a predicted model, not a curated record. Gene Ontology annotation, biological process: mRNA splicing, via spliceosome. The transcript is spliced from 10 exons. Bases 99 to 1316 code for a protein of 405 amino acids. Gene Ontology annotation, cellular component: U2-type spliceosomal complex.
UUCCGGCCACGUGACACAGGUUUGGCUGCGUGCGACUUCAGUGAGGUUGCGGAAACGGAAAGGAAGAGGAGGUCGUCUCUUCUACUAAGUUGUAAACAAUGGGUGGCGGAGAUUUGAAUCUGAAGAAAAGCUGGCAUCCACAAACCCUCAAAAAUAUUGAAAGAGUUUGGAAAGCUGAGCAAAAACAUGAAGCCGAGCAGAAGAAGAUCAAUGAGUUACAGAAGGAGCUGCAGCAAGAACGUGCCCGUGAGGAGAUGCAGCGAUAUGCUGAGUCGACAGGGGCUGUGAAGAAAAAAGACGAUCGACUUGAUUGGAUGUACCAUGGACCAGGAAGUCAUAUAAAACAAGAGGAAUACCUGAUGGGACGCCCAGUUGACAAAUAUAUCUUUGAAAAGUAUGAGCAAAAGGAAUCUGGACCAUCGGAAGAGACUGGAUUGUUACCAGGGACCAUCUUUUCUACAAAUGCUUCUAAUUCUGUGCAGGAUUUGGCAGCCAAAAUCAGAGAAGACCCCUUGUUUUUGAUUAGAAAACAGGAAGAGGACCGAAAAAGAGAAGUUCUAAAAAAUCCAGUGAAAAUGAAGAAAAUCAGGGAAAUGCUACAGCAAAAUCUUAAAAAGAAAUCCAAAAAGAAGGAUAAGAAAAAGAAACACAAGAAGCGACAUGGAAAGAGUUCAGACAGUGAAAGCUCCAGCAGUGAGGACGAACGAUUUACCAAGAAGUCUCAUACGAGGAAAAGGACACCUUCACCUGUGAUUCAUAAAGUCCCAGGCUAUGGCCUACAGGUUUCUGAUCGCAAAAAGUCUUCUGUUGACAAUUUGCCAUCUUCAUAUCGCCAGACAGAAGAAAAAUCUAGAGGCAGCUCUAGAAGCAGCCCUGAAUCCUGCCCUCCUAAAGUACUGAAGCACUCUGACACCAGAGACCACAGAGAACACACAGCCAGUCUGAGUAGUAGAAGCAGUAAUAAUUAUAGGCACAAUGGCAAAAGCUCAUCUCCUCCAAAGCAGACGUAUCAUAGGCGGCCCAAUUCAAGUUACACAAAGAAACUAUCUGCAGAAGAUUUAGAACGAAAGCGAAAAGAGAUGAUGGAGUUUGCAAGUUGGCGGGACAAAGAAAGGGUUAGCAAUAUUGAAAGAUACAAAAGGCAAGAUGAGAAAGAAAGAGAAGUGGAAAGAAAGGACACAAGGGAUGGGAAGUUUAUUCACGAAAUGAAACUGGAGAGCGCAUCAACAUCUUCAUUAGAGGACCGAGUUAAGAGGAAUAUCCACUCCAUUCAGCGGACUCCAGUGGCUUUAGAGAAAAACUUUAUGAAGCGGUAGCAGGUGCACCUCUGACCAAAAUAUUUAUGUAAAUAGAUUGUUGGAUAGGUUAAUUGUCAUACAUAAACCUAGAUUCUGAAAAAAUGUGUGUGUACAAAUUUAAAAACUGAAGUCCAUGUUUAAAUAACAGUUUAAGAUGAAUAAUCCUGGCCCGUGUAAAUGGUUAAUGUAUAAAUAAAAAAAUCCAUAUGCAAAACAGUUUAUUAAGUUAUAAACAUCAGGGCAACUUUUUUAUAUUUAUAUGUGUACAUACAGUAUUGAAAUAUAUUCAGUUUGUCAUGGUCUCAUUUAUAGCUUUUGCUAACAGCAGCAAUCAAUGAAGGAGCAAAAUACAGCAGCUUAUGACUUUAAGUUUAUUUUUUGGAAAACUAAAUAUGAGUAUGACAAAAAUGAGUUUUUUACUUUUUAGAGUAUUUAAAUAGUAGCUGCAAAUAGUUUUUUUUUAAUUUGUAAAAUAAUUUUGAUAACCUACAGUACAAACAUCUUUAAAAGUAAAACCAUAUUUUCUAAAUAUCCACCAUUUAUGCAAUAUUUGUGUCCAGUUCUAUGAAAUCUGGAAAUAAAUUGUUUUAAGCAUUAUA